GAUCAGAUCGGAAACUGUCUUCGUUCACUCAACUUGCAGCCAACUCAAGAACUUAUAGAGCGCAUGACCAGUCAAUGGAAGGAUCAGCCUGGUGAGUGGUCCCUCAAUUCCUCAGAAAAUUAUUUAGCAUUGCAGCGCAUAGCCGAGAUUUCCGAGAUUAUUUAUGACAAAAUAACACACGUCCUUCCAUUUCAGAGUUUACUUUCGCACUAUGAUCGCGAAGGUAGCGGGAAUGUGAAGUUGCACGAUCUUCGUUACAUGCUUCAAAACCUAGGUACAUCAAGUUUGACGUUUAUUAAUAUGACGAAUAGCCUGUGCCUAAACAGGUUUUCCGCCUGUGGUCUACCAUAA
This is a messenger RNA of Angiostrongylus costaricensis, 351 nucleotides long. NCBI's taxonomy places the organism in Eukaryota, Metazoa, Nematoda, Chromadorea, Rhabditida, Metastrongylidae. The record is from the annotation of a GenBank genome assembly.